AACUCCUAUAACGGUCUUAUCUCUCUCUCUCUAAACUCUCUCUCUCUCUCUCUCCUUCCUACAACUCUUCUGUGAAGUCUGUGUGUGCUUCUUCGAUUGGUAUUGGAACUUGGGUUUUGCGAGAUGGGUGUUAAAUCGGUGUCCGGAGACUCUUCGGAACGGGAAAACUGGGAGAUAAUAUUCAAGAGUUUGGUCAAGAUUCUACAGAAGAAGCAAGACCAGGUCGAAGCGCUUCUCAAAGAUAGGAAGCUGUUAGAAACUUCGAUCAAGUCUAAGCACGAAAAUUGGCUCAUUGAUGUUCGGAAUUACGAGGAUCAACUCUCUCUGAUGAUGAAAGAAAUUGAAACGACAAAGAGGAUGCAGUUGCUUGAGACUUCUAAAUGCAAUCUCUUGUGUGGAUUAAAGGAAAGCGAUAAUACUCUUUGCAAUUUGAAAUUGGAACAGUCGCUGGAUGAGUUAAAGGACUUCAAGGCUUGGUUUGAUUUCCUCACUCUGAAUACAACAAAUAAUGAAAGUGUCAACUCAGAAGGUUCAGCUAUUAAGUCACUGGAGGCAAGAAUCAGAAAACUGAAACUUGAGUAUGAGAAGCUUGUAUCUGAAAAGAAAUGUGAGGUAUCUGAUCUUGUACGAGAAAAUGGGUUUGCGUGGAAUCAGUUCAACUGUAUUGAAGUUGAGCUUACUGAUAAGUUAAAGAGAAAAGAUGAUGAGAUCGCUCAAGCAAAUUUGAAAAUUUCUAGUCUUUUAUCUUAUCAAGAGCAGCUUCAAUCAACUAAUCAAGAAAAGGAUGAGACUAUCUCAAUGUUAAAGGCUAAGAUGGCUGAAAUGGAGACGAAUUCUACUAAAAAGGAUGAGGAGAUCUCAAAACUCUCACGGGAUCUAGAGUCUUUGAAGAAGUCUCGUGGUUUUACACCAGUUUUAACUCGAUGUACAAAACUUGAAAAGCGUAGCAAUACGGUUGGAUCUUACAUAUCUACUAAGAAAGAGAAGUCUGCUGCAUCAUCAUCAUCUAAUGAAAAGGUAAGCAAAAACUCAAAGAGGAAAAGAAUGAACACGACGACACCCGUCUCAGUUUCAGAAAUCCCAAAGCUGUUCACUUCGACAUUUAGACUUCCUAAGUUGAAGUCUCCAUCUUCUGGAGCCAUAUAGAUUUUAUCUUUUAUUAGGGAACUUAGGUUAUUGAAAGCAUGUUUAUCUAUUUGUAUUUAGGAUCAAUCCCCUGGUGUACAUUUUGCAACUGACCUCACCCAUUAGCUUAAUAGUUCUUGAGAAUUGCCCCCUUACACCAGCAUAAACUUAGUUAGGAAACUCAUAUUGCAUCUAGCAUUUGUCUUUAUUUUCUCUAUAUUAUUGUGGCUUGAAGCUUAAUCAGAGAAGGAGGCAGCAAUGGCAGAACAUUUGGCAAUGCAACAAAGAUUUCAAGAGGCUUUGAAUUGAAGAAGAGUGAUUUCCGGUUUUAUUUUGUUUGUAGUUGACACUUUCUUUUGUAUGGCUUUGAUAUUUUGAAUAAAGAUUUUAUG
Messenger RNA from Capsella rubella, 1517 nucleotides. RefSeq names its product nuclear-pore anchor. The coding region runs from base 124 to 1146 and encodes 340 amino acids. NCBI's taxonomy places the organism in Eukaryota, Viridiplantae, Streptophyta, Magnoliopsida, Brassicales, Brassicaceae. The transcript has 5 exons. The record is from RefSeq and is a predicted model, not a curated record.